Messenger RNA from Labrus mixtus (cuckoo wrasse), 2145 nucleotides. It is a transcript of the gene serping1, whose product is annotated as serpin peptidase inhibitor, clade G (C1 inhibitor), member 1. Gene Ontology annotation, biological process: negative regulation of endopeptidase activity. The transcript is spliced from 11 exons. Gene Ontology annotation, molecular function: serine-type endopeptidase inhibitor activity. Bases 175 to 1983 code for a protein of 602 amino acids. The record is from RefSeq and is a predicted model, not a curated record. Lineage: Eukaryota; Metazoa; Chordata; Actinopteri; Labriformes; Labridae.
AUGCAAACAAACAUCUCUAAACUAACAAUCAUAGAUUAGCCAUUGUUGGUUUCAUUUCAGGGGAGCAGACAGGUUUUAGGACUGAAGACGAGCUGAAUGUGGUAGAAACAUUAAAUCAAAUCAAACAAACAAAACGGGUGACUGAUUCUGGAUUCGACUGGAAAUCGAAGAAAUAUGCGACUACCGGCCAUGCUUUGCCUCUUCCUGUUGCUCAUUUUUGAGCUUUCUUCAUGCACAAAACUCCAGGUGACACCUGGUUCAGCUCUGGAGCUGCCCUGUUUCUCACAUCCAACUGGUUUCACUGGAGAGCCUGUCACCUGGACAUUCAAUGGUGAAAUCAUAAGUCACCCGACGUCUCAGUCCCCUGGCUGGACUAGAGUUAAAAAGGAUGGCUCGAUUCUCUCUAUAUCCCCUGUAACUGCUGCCCACAGUGGCACAUACCAGUGUUCAGUGAAGGAGAACAACAUGGAGAUAAGUUUGACGUACAACAUUGUAGUCGUCGUUGCAAAUGUCUAUACCAUUAAGAUAAUGGGAGGCCAGAGUGGUCACCUCCCGUGCCAUUUGCCGACUUCAAGCCAGGUCACGGCUAAUGCACUGUGGUUCAAAAAGACGGGAGAGGGCCAGAGGACCCAGCUGGAUCUUGAGGACAAUUCAACAGACGAUGAAAAGAGAAUAGAACAGCUCUAUCCACUUGAUCAUGAUCAGACCAUCAUACUCAGGAACACUAUCAUGGGGGAUACUGGUACUUACUAUUGUGUAUCUGCUGAGGGGGAGACACUGAGCACUGUACACACUUAUAUUGAAGUUGCUCCUACCGAUGCUCCUUACUCAUGCAGGGAUUUCAACACACCAUGGGAGCCUUGCCUGGAUGUAAACAGUCGCACAGGGGAGCCCGUGUUGCAGGAAUCCAUGGCAGAGUUUUCCUUCACGCUGUACUCUUACCUCAGACAGUCACAACCAUCAAGCAACUUGCUCUUCUCUCCGAUUAGUAUUGCUGGGGCACUGUCCCAUCUGUUGCUAGGUGCCAGGAGUGACACCCGCAAAGCCAUUGAGAGGGCUCUCUUUGUGCCCCAUGACUUCCACUGUGUUCACUUCCAGAUGAGAAAGCUGAGAGAGAAGUUGGUUGACUCCUUAAAAAUGGCAUCUCAAAUCUACUACAACUCAGAGAUGAAUCUGAGUGAGUUCUUCACUAACCAGUCCAUUGAGUUUUAUGAGGCGGAGCCAACAAGACUGCUAGAAACCAGCCAGGAAAACUCACAGAUGAUCAACAGCUGGGUGGCAAAUAAGACCAACAAUAAAAUCACACAUCUGGUUGACUCUGUGCCUCCCAACACACAGCUGAUGCUGCUCAAUGCCGUCUCCUUUAGUGGUCAAUGGAAAGUCAAGUUUGAGUCCGAACCCAAGAAAGGACUUUUCACUAAACUGGAUGGUGAUCUGGUCAAGGUGCCUCUCCUCUACCACCAGAAGUACAUGUUGGCUGUGUCAUACAACCUUGAGCUGGGUGCACAGGUGGCGAGGUUUGCGCUCACCGGUGAAAACAGUCUUUAUAUCCUGCUGCCUCGCACCAACACAGCGGAGAGCCUGCUGCAGUUGGAGGAGAGGAUGACGGACACAGCUGUGCGUCAAAUGAUGGAACAAUUGAACACAGCAUCUCCUCAACAUGUCGAGGUCACUCUGCCGCAGAUCAAGCUUGAUGUCCAGCCAGACCUGAUUAUACUGAUCAAAAAAUUAGGCCUGUCCACACUGUUUGAGGAUGCCAAGCUCUGCGGACUGAACCCCGAAGAGAGGUUGGUCCUUGACGAUGCCAGACACAGAGCCUUCCUCGCUCUGACCGAACAUGGGGUAGAGGCCGGAGCUGUCACUAGCAUCUCCUUCUCUCGCUCCUUCCCUUCCUUCUCGGCCAUGCGGCCUUUCAUCAUGCUGCUGUGGAGCGACCAGGCCAAUGUGCCACUCUUCAUCGGGAGAGUGACUGACCCACAGUAGACGCAGAGGAGAGAAAAAAGUAUAGGAGGCAAAUGAGCAAGGAAAGAAAGCGAGAUAGCGCAUUUAGUUAGCCUCUCAAAAACAAAUAUACAGGACUGGAUGUGGAUUAGCUCCAGGAUGAUGAUGAUGAUGAAUAAACACAUUAAACCAACACAUAUUCUG